Aspergillus chevalieri is the source of this 1221-nucleotide messenger RNA. RefSeq lists its product as uncharacterized. NCBI's taxonomy places the organism in Eukaryota, Fungi, Ascomycota, Eurotiomycetes, Eurotiales, Aspergillaceae. Gene Ontology annotation, cellular component: cell surface; extracellular region. The record is from RefSeq and is a predicted model, not a curated record. Gene Ontology annotation, molecular function: glucan exo-1,3-beta-glucosidase activity. Gene Ontology annotation, biological process: glucan catabolic process. The transcript has a single exon. Bases 1 to 1221 code for a protein of 406 amino acids.
AUGCCCCUCAACGAUCAUGCACGACAUCUUCAAAACAACCGCUUCCUGACCGCCAAAAUGCACGUGUGGACUUUCCUCGCAGCCUUGGGCACCAUCCGCUCCCUCGUCCAAGCCGAUUACGUCGACUGGCGCUCCUUCAAGGCCAAUGGCGUCAACCUUGGAGGCUGGCUGGUCCAAGAGUCCAACAUUGACAGCGCUUUCUGGGCUCGCUAUGGCGGUAACGCGACGGAUGAAUGGACCCUCUGCCAAAAUCUUGGUCCCCAAUGUGGUCCGGUUCUCGAGCAUCGCUAUGCCACCUUCAUCACCACCAAGGAUGUCGACCAUCUGGCGAAGGGUGGGGUGGCCGUCUUGCGUAUUCCGACUCACUAUGCGGCGUGGAUCGACCUUCCCGGCUCGCAACUGUACUCGGGAAACCAGACGGCUUACUUGAGGAAUAUUGCGAACUAUGCCAUCACGAACUACGCGAUGCACAUCGUUAUCGAUGUCCAUUCUCUCCCGGGAGGACUCAAUGGUCUACCCAUUGGAGAAGCUAUGGGCCAUUGGGACUGGUUCAAUAACAAAACUGCCUUGGAUCAGUCCCUCCAGACCAUUGACAAGGUCAUCGACUUCGUCCAACGCUCUGGUUCCCCAGAGUCUUACACUAUCGCACCCUUGAACGAGCCAGCCGACCUUAACAAGGAGUCCAUGUCCAAUUUCGGCACCCCGACUGUUCUGUCUGAUGACGGCGCCGCGUGGGUGUCUAAGUAUAUUAACGCUGUUCUUGACCGGGUUUCCAAAGUCAAUCCUAAGAUCCCCGUCAUGUUCCAGGGCAGCUUCAAAAAUCCCGACUACUGGUACGACCAGAUACCUGACGAUGCCAACCUUGUUUUUGACGUGCAUGUCUACCACUACGAGCAUCCGCCAAACACCACCUCCGCCAACCUUCCAGCUCAACUCUGCGCCGACGCGAAAGAGAAAACCGGUACUGGUAAGUUCCCCGUCUUUAUUGGCGAGUGGUCUAUCCAAGCUGCACAGCGUAACUCCCUUGCACUCCGUGAGCGAAACCUCAACGCUGGCAUUGCGGUAUUUGGCCAGUAUGCCCAGGGUAGCAGCUACUGGACUGCCAAGUUCACGGGCAAUGACACCGUCAAUGGUCAGGGUACACAGCAGGAUUACUGGAACCUCGGAACAUUUAUCGACAAUAAUUGGAUUCAUCCUGAAAACGAAAACAUCUCAUGCUAG